Messenger RNA from Tripterygium wilfordii, 2427 nucleotides. RefSeq names its product zinc finger CCCH domain-containing protein 18-like. The record is from RefSeq and is a predicted model, not a curated record. Lineage: Eukaryota; Viridiplantae; Streptophyta; Magnoliopsida; Celastrales; Celastraceae. The transcript has 8 exons. Gene Ontology annotation, molecular function: metal ion binding; RNA binding. Bases 265 to 1998 code for a protein of 577 amino acids.
AUUUAGCUUUUUUUAAGAAUUAGUGUCGUUUUUGAGGAGGAAUAUUGGAAAAGAUAAAAUUAGUCCAGAGAAAGAAGACAGACAGAGAGAAGGUGAGAGAGACAGAGAUAGAGACAGAAAGUCAGAGAGACAUAGAGGAACAGAGUGAUCAAUCAAUCAUGGCCAUUGAGGAGUUUCAGGCCUUGGAUUGGUUCGUCUGACUUUGUUUCCCCCUUCGUCUUCCACAGAGAGAGAGGCUUAUAAGAUUUGAGUUGAGAAUCUGAGAUGGAUUUUUCAGAGUCCACAAAGGUUGUGUACAAUAGAGUGCAGAAACUAGAGCCGGAAAAUGUUACCAAGGUUAUAGGGUACCUUCUGUUGCAAGAUUAUGGUGAGCGUGAGAUGAUCCGACUAGCAUUUGGCCAUGAUAAUAUGAUCCAUUCAUUGAUCAACAAAGCUAAAACCGACCUUGGUUUAUCCAAACCGGCUUUUCCCGCUUCAAUCUUGCCAUUGCAGGUGAAUUCGCCACCCGUUGCUGAUCAUUAUCUGCAAUUUGCUCCAUAUUCCCGGGCUUCAUCAUGUCCGGUUUCAUCUCCGGCCUCUUUCUGGCCUACAAACUCUUAUUGGGAAUCCCAAGUGACUGAUCAGCAACAUGUACAGAAUUUGGAUUUUGUUCAGUCAGGAAGUUCUGGUUCAGUUGCUGAAGAUUAUCGCCUCCGAAACCAAAUUCCAUUCUUAAAGGUUGAAGGUCAAUUAGAUUCUGUUAGUCCUAUUAACUCAGACUUCUUGGGCAGUGGGUUUUACACCGAACCUGCAUUCGGUACUAGAACUAAUAGAAGGUCUCCAAGUUUGCCUGAAUUCCCCGUUAAGGUUUGCCAUUACUUCAACAAGGGAUUUUGUAAACAUGGAAACAAUUGUAGGUAUUUUCAUGGCCAUCCUAUACCAGAGAGCUUUUCUCAGGUGUUCAGCCCAGGCUCCAAUGAUUCCCAAAAUGAAGAUCACUUAUUUUCUCCUCUGUCUAUCGAGAAGCUCGAACUAGAGAUCACUGAGCUUUUGAAAUCAAGAAGAGGGUAUCCAGUCUCCAUUGCGUCUUUGCCAAUGCUGUAUUAUGAGAAGUAUGGGAAGACUCUUCAGGCCGAGGGGUACCUUACAGAGAGCCAGAGACACGGUAAGACAGGCUUUAGUCUGACGAAGCUUCUCGCUCGAUUGAAGAAUAGCAUUUGUCUUGUUGACAGGCCUCAUGGGCAGCACGCAGUAAUAUUGGUAGAAGAUAUCCCCAAGUACCUGGAGUACAAUAGUGAAAGAAAUGAUCCUGGUGGCAUUGUUGCGAGUUCUCGGCAGAUCUAUCUUACCUUCCCUGCUGAGAGUACUUUUUCCGAGCAAGAUGUUUCGAACUACUUUAACAAAUUCGGGCCUGUUCGGGAUGUGAGGAUUCCAUGUCAACAGAAGAGGAUGUUUGGGUUUGUAACAUUUUUUUUUGCAGAGACUGUAAAGCAAAUUUUUUCAAAAGCGAAUCCUCAUUUCGUAUGUGGGGCUCGUGUUCUGGUGAAACCUUACAGAGAGAAGUCAAAGCUUGUUGAUUGGAAAUACACUGAGAAAAUGCAUCAUCCUAUGUUUUACAACCACCACUUUUUGGGUGGAGAUUCUGAGUUUUACUCAAUGCCAAGAGUUCCUGAUAAUUCAAGCUUACUUAGGAAGCAGCUGAUGGAUGAACAUGAGCAUGUUCUUGAAGUUGAGCGAAGGCGUCUGUCAGAUUUGCAAUUAGCACCUAAUUCCUUGAACCAUCAGUCCUAUUUCGGUUAUUCAAUGGACGAGUGGAGACUAUCAGAAGAACAAGCAGAUUUUCCAUCCGCUGAGCGUCUUAAUUAUCUGCUGGAUGUGUUGAACACCGGUUCCAACAGUGAGGACAAAGUCAGGCCUUUUAGCUCCAGUUACAAUGACCCGGAUAGCAACCAAGGACUCAAUCUUCCAGAUAGCCCAUUUGCAUCUCCGAUACGGGGAGGCAUAUCCACAGCUACAUAGAGAUUCAGACAGACAGGACUAAUAGAGGGUAGAGAACUAAUUAUGCAGUUGGUAAGUCUUGAUAGGUCAUACAAUCUGAAGGGGAGACACAGAGUACUUGUCCAUGUUACUUGGUCGAGGGAUUUGCAAAGAAGAAUGUUACAUAAAGCAGAUAUUCUUACAGGUUUAUUUUUUCUUUUACAAUCACAGAAAGCAAGCCAGAGCUUGUUAGUUAUUCAGAAAGAAAGGGAAAAAAAAUGCAGAGUUCAGAGUAAAGAAAGAUGUAGAAUGCUCUCUGCUAUACUUUAGAAACAAAUGGUAAUAAAACCGAAUUUAUACACUCUCUCCCUGCUUUGCCUUUAUACUGGGUUUGCAAUGCAUUGUAUAGAUCAUGUUCUCUCAGUACAAAUUUUAUAAUAAGAGCUAGAGGUCUUUCUCCUUUACCCCUCA